CCAAAAAAUUUUAUGGUUAAUAAUGUAAAUGCAGUAAAAUACUACCUUCAAAUGACUGACAUAAUGUUUAGAUCGUCAAUGAAUUACAUCAGACGAUGUGUUCCGGUGAUAGGUUUGGUGAUGGGAACGUUGAUUGUGUACAGCAUAUUUUUCUAUAACUCAUACGCUCAAGUUUCGAGAAACCUGGUUGGCUCUCCAAACCUCAGUCUCACGAACGUGACGCAGUACUUCCAUCAUCAUCAGAAUUUUUCACGGUUUGAGGAUAAGCUUUUCAAACCAAUCCUGAACGCUUUCAAACACCCCAACUUGCUCCACGAUCGCAAGACGAAGUUCCGGUCUGACACGAUACCAACGAUUUUCUUGUUGUCAAAUAAAAGUAUCACCAACUCUUACUGGGUUGACUCCUUGAAACAUUUCACAGAAAAACAGUGCCCAUUUCAGUGCAAUUUUACUGACAAUGAGAAGGAAGUGAGCAAGGCCGAUGCAGUACUAGUAUAUUUCAGUUACUUUGAAAGUCCUGACGCCCUUAAAUCAAAAUUGCCGAAAAGAGACCCAAGACAACCAUGGAUUGCAUUCGCAGUUGAAACUCCUGAUCACAAAUUUUUUAAAACCCAACUUCCAAUCUCAUCAUUCAACGGAAUUUUUAACCGUACAAUGACUUUCAGGCGUGAUUCAGACAUCAUUUUCACUCAUGGCUUCGUAGUGUCAAAAGAAGAUGCAGCAUUCCUACCACAACCCUGGGUGCGGCAUCCACCACGUUUGAGGCAGCUACCGUUCUACAAGAGGAAGGUGGCAGUGGCCUUUAUCUCGCAUUGCGUUUCUCUUGGUAGACGAAUGGACUACAUCCGUGAACUUAGUGAAUUCGUUCCAGUGGACAUCUACGGCAAGUGUGGAAAAUUAUCCUGUGGAGCAUCACGAUACGUCGGUUCUUCGCCCGAAAUUGAAGACGACACUUGUAUUUUAGAGGCAGCAGAAAAUUAUCUCUUUUAUCUCAGCUUCGAAAAUAGCAUUGCCGAUGAUUACGUCACUGAAAAACUCUAUAAUAUAUUGUUUUAUCCUGUGGUACCGAUUGUUUUUGGAGGAGUCAACUAUUCAGAUAUUCUUCCUCCGAAUUCUUUCAUUCCAGCUCUGGAAUACAAACCAGCCGAUCUUGCAAUUCUGAUAUUAAAGUUGUCUCACGACGAGACUCGCUACAACGCCAUGCUGGAGUGGCGGAACCGCUAUCAAGUGUCAAAAGUGGGGACAAGGAGAAUCUAUUGCGACCUCUGCACCAAACUUCGCACCACGAAGUUAUACGAGGAGAAACUUUACGAUGAUUUCGAGGAUUGGUUUGGCACACAGUCGCACUGCAGGAAGUAUACAACGGACGGUGUGGUGCCUUCAACUUAGUACCGAUUAUUUGUCGGGGCACACUAAGUAAGAAUAAAAAUUAUUUUAGAUGCAUCUCGCUUUAAAGAGGUGCAAAAAUUUUAAACGUUAUAUAGUAACGGGAGCGCCAAACUUAGUACCGAUUAUUUGUCGGGGUACCUACACUAAGUAAGAAUAGA
Molecule: messenger RNA, 1547 nt
Organism: Hyalella azteca
Lineage: Eukaryota; Metazoa; Arthropoda; Malacostraca; Amphipoda; Hyalellidae
Product: alpha-(1,3)-fucosyltransferase C
Exons: 2
Coding region: 13-1389 (458 amino acids)
Cellular component (GO): membrane
Molecular function (GO): alpha-(1->3)-fucosyltransferase activity
Source: RefSeq, a predicted model, not a curated record